ACGCCAAGGACAUAAAAAGAAGCAAAAAAAUGUUGGAGGAGACUGGAUUCCAAUUCUUGAUUCCGCAAUUAGUCCAUGCAUUCAACCAACUGCGAGCGGAAUCUGCUAGAUCCUCAAAUCAAAAGAACAUGAUAAAUAGCUAUUUUCAUGAAAUACUGAAACAAAACAGAAAAUCGGUAUUCGUCGUAACCGGCAUAAUUGGAAUGGGUAAAUCUCGUGCAAGUUUGUUAUUGUUUGAACGAUUAAGAAUUAUGAAAGAUGCAACUCCCUUCGGUGUUUCAAAUAUUAGUGAACUUGAGUUAAUUAAAGUUUUACCUGACAUCAGAAUGGCAAUACUUGUAGACAGAUUAUUUGAUCAAAUAACAUCAACGGAAACCCUCAAAAGAAGUAUAUUAAGUCUUAACAAAUUAAUGCAAUUACUCGAUAACUGGACAGAGAAUAAUACUCUUAUAAUAUCAAUGGAAAAAGAAGUUCUAAAUUACCUUCAAACCUGGCGAAAGAAAGAGGAGUUUCUACAAAAAAGCUUGGUCGUCGAUUUUACUGGGAAGUUGGAUAUAAAGACCGAGGACGAGGACAUAUUCAAUCACAUAAACGACAUGGAGGGGAAUUGUUUUUCUUGUUUGUCUACAGUGUUACUGAAUCCAGGUUUGAGAUUCCAAUAUCCAACAGACUUUCACAGGUUUCCUUCGGAUCCAUUUUGCAAUGAUUUCCUGAUCCAACAAAAAAUUGCAGAGUCAUUUGUUGGUAUUUAUCUAGAGAAAAAAGAUGGAUGCUUAUAUAUCAGUGAUAGAAGAAUCCGUAAGAUUUUGUGCAAAAUUCUUUUUGUAAAAAAUCCAGAAGGAUUUCUUAAAAUAUGUCCUUUUAAAAACUUGAUAGAAUAUGCAGUGCAAGGCGAAGUUUGCAACUUAAAUGAGGUCCUCCUAGAUACGCUGUUUUUGCGCCUCUUUACUGCUAUAAGGGAACAUCCGUCUUUUUCUCUGUUUGAGGAUUUCGUACAAAUAUGUAAAACAGAAAAUCAGGAGAAACAUACAAAAAUUUCCGAUAAUACAAAGGCAAUUUUUUACGAAUCCCUAACACCAACGUAGCUCAUUUGACAAAUCAAUUAGUAGAGAGUGGUGGGAAGUAUUUUUUGUCAAUCGAAGAAUUGUUACUACACGAUAUUUGUUUUUUCGCAUGUAACUCUUCUGGAAAAUCAAAAGAUGAUCUCUCUAGAUUGUCAGAUGAAGGAAUAACUCGAUAUAGAUCCAGCCUUAUGGCAAUUGCUUGUGAGUUUGAACCAAAAAAGUGCAGUUUGGAAUAUAAAACAAAUAUUUGGGACAUAGGCAAUAUUCCGAACAGAUUACUUGAAUAUUUUCUGAAGAGUAAGUAUAUGGUUGACACACUGUUGUCGAAAACCUUUAUAAGGGCAGCUGAACAAAACUUUCGCUCCGAGUUUAGCCUCAGCAAUGACUCUUUUUGGAUAGGGUACCGAAUUAAAAAUAGACGUUCUAGCUGCAAAAAAUUUGUCAUUGUCGUUCGUAGGGAAAGAAUUCCACAAACAAAAGAUGAAACCUUACCGUCAACGUACUGUGGACUAGAAGUUCUUGUCAAAGGAAAGUUUGAUACGGAUGGUGAAUCAAGAGCAAUUAUGCAAGAAGAAGCUAAAUACAAACUUGAUGAACAUUUAACAAUAAACGACUCGAUCAUAGACCAAUUACUUCAAGCCCAUAGUAACAUUACUGGCAUAACAACCUCUCCUGUUUUGUCAAUGAAUUACAACGGAGACAAACCACAUAAACUAAAACCUAUUUCGUGUAUUGUAAUAUUAUGCCACACAAAGGGUGUAGUUCCAAUGGGUGAAAAACCUUUCCCUACUUACAUACAUGGCUUUCCCGUGGAUGUACGUGAAUCAUGCCCGGCCACCUCUGCAACACGUCCUCCUCACGUUGGAGACACUAUCAAAGCAGACACAGGGAUGACCAAGGGAACCUUAGGAGGAUUUGUUUUUAUCGGAAGUAAAAAAGUAUAUUACUUAACUGCUGCACAUGUCUUAGUGCAAAAACAUUUCCUGAAUGAAAAUCUAUUUAAUCGUCCAAAUGAAAUAGAUACAAAAAUAUUAAGAAAGGUGUCCCAGGAAUGGCAAGAAUGCGGUAAACUAGAAAGAGGGUAUUUUGGACAUAUAGUUUGGCGAAAUAGAGUAACAGUUGAUGCUAUACUUGUCAGUGUCGAUCAUGAUGAUCACAAGCCAAAGGAUACAUGUACCUUUCUUCCCCAAGAAAACGUAAUUAAUGCAGGAUUUUCAGAGGGUUCAAAACCAUAUUUUACUGGAAAAAUAAAAGAAAUUCUAAAACUGGACACGUCAUUGGAUAUAGUAAAAUAUGGACAAAAAACGUUAUGGACAAAGGGAAAAAUGACAAGUUUCAAUGCAUUUAACAAAAUAUAUUUUGAAGCAAAUGAUCCUGGUGAAUACUUUUACAGGAAUUAUUACGGCCAAAUUGUCGUUACAAGCAACAGUGGUAAAUUUGCUGAUCAAGGAGAUUCUGGAUCACUUGUUUUCACCGUAGAAGAUUACCAAGACCCCGAAUUGCAAUGCAUAGGACUUCUCAACGCUGUUAACCUAUCGACUUUUGAAGUAUUUAUAACACCUAUUAGAGCUGUACUAGAGAGCUUAAAACUUGAUUUAAAUGCAUUCACAAGGCUUGAUCCCCCAUUUUACUUGAAGUAUUUUAACAUUAUUCAAGAAACGCAAGCUUUGCAAACUGAAAUUCUUUUUAACAUCGAAGAAAAUACAAGAGAAUUCAGGACCUCGAAUCUAAGAAAUGCUCCAGUUUCAUCAAUGCAAUGAGAGAGAAUAAUAAAAUAACUA
Saccostrea cuccullata (small rock oyster) is the source of this 2845-nucleotide messenger RNA. RefSeq lists its product as uncharacterized. The record is from RefSeq and is a predicted model, not a curated record. Bases 1253 to 2824 code for a protein of 523 amino acids. NCBI's taxonomy places the organism in Eukaryota, Metazoa, Mollusca, Bivalvia, Ostreida, Ostreidae. The transcript has 3 exons.